Molecule: messenger RNA, 1390 nt
Organism: Homo sapiens (human)
Lineage: Eukaryota; Metazoa; Chordata; Mammalia; Primates; Hominidae
Gene: MPHOSPH6
Product: M-phase phosphoprotein 6
Exons: 6
Coding region: 393-821 (142 amino acids)
Cellular component (GO): nucleolus; cytoplasm
Source: RefSeq, a predicted model, not a curated record
AUGUGCGGUGAGGCUCGCGGCCGGAGUGCGGCGCUGGGCGGAAGCUACCAUGGCGGCCGAGCGAAAGACAAGGUUGUCCAAGAAUCUACUGCGCAUGAAGAAAUACAGGUAUUCAUGCUAGUGAGAGACUGGCAGCAGGACUGUUAUUUACUGCCAUAUUUUGAGUCAACUUUCUGCAGAUUUGAUAAGAGCAGCUCAAGAGUUUAGCAGCAUUUCAGAGGAAAAAUAAAAACGAAGAGCAGACUUAUAGAUGUACCUUUGCUUCUGCCUACAUUUAUCGGGCUCUUACUGUGCUUCAGUCAUCAUAUUGGGACAGAUGAAGGAGAUGACCCAGACACCCAGUCCUUAAGGUCUCCAGAAAAGAUAGAUGCUCAGAAAGUUCAGAUGUGUUUAUGCAAAGGGGACUGGACUCAGAAACCAAGAAACAACUAGAAGAAGAAGAAAAGAAAAUCAUUAGUGAAGAGCACUGGUACUUGGAUUUGCCAGAGCUUAAAGAGAAAGAGAGUUUCAUAAUAGAAGAGCAGAGUUUCUUACUAUGUGAAGAUCUUCUCUAUGGAAGAAUGUCAUUCAGAGGAUUUAAUCCUGAGGUUGAGAAAUUGAUGCUUCAGAUGAAUGCUAAGCACAAAGCAGAAGAAGUUGAAGAUGAAACAGUAGAGCUUGAUGUGUCAGAUGAAGAGAUGGCUAGAAGAUAUGAGACCUUGGUGGGGACAAUUGGGAAAAAGUUUGCCAGAAAGAGAGACCAUGCCAAUUAUGAAGAAGAUGAAAAUGGAGACAUAACACCAAUUAAAGCAAAGAAGAUGUUCUUAAAGCCCCAGGAUUAAGAUGGAUGCCUUAAGCGAUGGCCCAGGGGUGCUUGGUGGAAGUCAGCAGGGCAUCUGGAGCUCAUCCCAAUGGUGUCUCUAUAGUUAUUAAUACUGUAACGUUUACUUGUAAAGAGAUUAUCAUUUUAGAAACAUGCUGUUUUUGAAACAGAUGUGUGAUGGAUGUUGUACAUCCUUUGCUUCUUGGUAUUCAUUCAGAGUGGAUUUUUAGCCCCUGAUCUACAAAUGUACAUUGUUACAGGGCUGCUUCCUAAAGAUUUUUUUUACCUCAGGUUUCUCUUAAUAUAGUUCUCCAGUCACUGACCUUGAAUUGACUUACAUAAACUACUGCCAAUGUUUAAAUUGCCCUUAUGUUUAUAUUUAUUAUGUCAAGCCAAUUCGUACAUACAAUUUGGAAUCAAAUGUCAUAAGAAUUUAUUAUAUAAAUUUAUCAAGAAUAAAAAUGCCUCUCCAGCCUUAAGUAUUUACAUGCUCCCAGGUCAUUGUCAGUUUAUGGUAUUAUGUUGUUUUAUUUAAAGCAUUGAAUUGAUAGAAAAAUUUGCUCUGUAAUAAAAAUCUACUUUCACAUA